AUGGGCACUCCCAAGUGUGACUUUGGAUUCUCCACUGUGGUAGCUGCGCACAGUCCCUUUCAGAGAAAGCUUAGCAUCCCUCCCCCACUCUUGGAGGAUGACUACCCACCUAUUCACACCCCACUCUUGGAGAAUGAACACCCACCUAUUCACACCCCACUCUUGGAGAAUGAACACCCACCUAUUCACACCCCACUCUUGGAGGAUGAACAUCCACCUAGUCACACCCUACUCUUGGAAGAUGAGCACCCACCUAUUCACACCCUACUCUUGGAGGUUGAACACCCACCUAUUCACACCCUACUCUUGGAGGAUGAACACCCACAUAUUCACACCCCACUCUUGGAGGAUGAACACCCACAUAUUCACACCCCACUCUUGGAGGAUAAACACCCACCUAUUCACACCCUACUCUUGGAGGAUGAGCACCCACCUAUUCACACCCCACUCUUGGAGGAUGAACAUCCACCUAUUCACACCCCACUCUUGGAGGAUGAACACCCACCUAUUCACACCCCACUCUUGGAGGAUGAACAUCCACCUAUUCACACCCCACUCUUGAAGGAUGAGCACCCACCUAUUCACACCCCACUCUUGGAGGUUGAACACCCACCUAUUCACAGAGGGUUGUGA
Molecule: messenger RNA, 633 nt
Organism: Phodopus roborovskii (desert hamster)
Lineage: Eukaryota; Metazoa; Chordata; Mammalia; Rodentia; Cricetidae
Exons: 2
Coding region: 1-633 (210 amino acids)
Source: RefSeq, a predicted model, not a curated record